AUGCUAGUGUUGACACAGAUGCUGUCACAGGAAAUGUUCAGCCAAGGCAAGAAUCAGAUUCAGGACAACAUACAGCAUCAGUUCUAUGCGAGACUGAAACAAAUAACAGAUUCCAUCUUCAGCUGGAUCAGAAGGAGAGCUAAUCUCACAGAUGAAGACAUUAAUUCUAAACCUAGAGGUGCAAGUAAAAUAUACAUCUGCAGUCUCCAGCAAGCGGGUGAUGAGAGAGAGACUUGCACCGAGAGCUUUGGGAACUAUUUUUCAAAUAUCUAUGCAUCGGAAUUGUUACCUGCUAAAAAUGCUGAAGGCUUUGCAGAACAGUUCUUGCUCGAGGUGGCAGACAUUCUCCUGAGUUACUUUAAAAUAAUCUGUGAUGGAGAAAAUAAAGUUCAGAACUUUCACUGCCUCCAUCAGCUUCUGGAGGCCUUCAAAGGGUUCAACCUGGAGCUGUCUGACCUUGCUGAUUAUAGGGACACUCUAAAGUGUGGAGUUAAAACAGGACAUCCUCACUACUUCAGUCAACUUUCUAGUGGCCUUGACAUCAUUGGUCUAGCUGGGGAAUGGCUCACAGCCAUGGCGAAUGCUAACAUGUGCGUACUGGAACUUGAAGCAGGUGGCAUAUUUUCUCCAGGUGGGACCAUAUCAAACCUCUACAGUGUUCUGCUGGUUUGUUACAAGUCUUUCCCUGAAGUUAAAACUAAAGGCACGGUUGCGCUUCCACGUUUUGUGCUGUUUUUUUCUGAACACAGCUAUUAUUCAGUGAAGAAAGCAACAGUGGUUCUUGGAAUUGAGACAGAUAAUGUAAUUGCAGUGAAGUGUGAUAAAAGGGGGAAAAUGAUUCCAGCCGAUUUGGAGGCUGAAAUACUGAAAAUCAAAAGGCAGGGGUUUGUUUUCACUCUUUUUAUCAGUGCCUCUGCUGGUACCACCAUUUAUAGAGCCAUUGAUCCACCUUCUGACGUUGCUGACAUAAGUGGGAAGCACAAGCUGUAGAUGCAUGUGGAUGCUGCAUGGGGUGGUGGCCUGAUGAUAUCUUUGAAACAUUCUUUUGAACUCAAGGGCAUUGAAAGAUUCCGGAUCAGGACCAAAGGCAGACAAACAGAGUCCUCCUCCGAUGCGGGCUAUUGA
Messenger RNA from Charadrius vociferus (killdeer), 1125 nucleotides. Its product is annotated as glutamate decarboxylase 1-like. Gene Ontology annotation, biological process: carboxylic acid metabolic process. Gene Ontology annotation, cellular component: cytoplasm. Gene Ontology annotation, molecular function: pyridoxal phosphate binding; carboxy-lyase activity. The transcript has 13 exons. The record is from RefSeq and is a predicted model, not a curated record. Lineage: Eukaryota; Metazoa; Chordata; Aves; Charadriiformes; Charadriidae.